This is a messenger RNA of Acanthaster planci (crown-of-thorns starfish), 3666 nucleotides long. Its product is annotated as rho-related protein racA-like. Gene Ontology annotation, molecular function: GTP binding; protein binding; GTPase activity. NCBI's taxonomy places the organism in Eukaryota, Metazoa, Echinodermata, Asteroidea, Valvatida, Acanthasteridae. Gene Ontology annotation, biological process: small GTPase-mediated signal transduction. The record is from RefSeq and is a predicted model, not a curated record.
CCGUACCUGCCGCAUGCACGUCAGUUGUCAGGGGCAUUUUAGAGAUCAGUGGCUGGAGGGUGCGAGUGGCGAGCAACGGUAGAUGGUAUGAUCAUGGAGCUAUAAAACAGCAUAUCAGCGAACUAGUGGAAAUCCAUGGCCUACUCCUAGAAGUUAGAACUGUGAGGUUCUGGGAGUAUCCAUGGCCCACUGAGUGAUCAUGCAGAUAUAGCUGCAUGGUUGGCCCACUUCCAACCGUACUCGGUACUACCACGGUCCGUAGACGGAUGCUUAUUUAUACGGGCUGUUAAUCAUUUUAUUGUUAAUUUUAAUUGCUGAAAUUUGAUUUUGAAACGAUGGUCAGAUUUAUCACCAACCAUGGAGGUACAUAUACGGACACAUCAGCAGUGCACCAGUAGUGCUGAGGUUGUGAACUUGAACGAUCACUGUGGUUGUAAAUUAUCCAAGUGCCACAAUGCCCAAUAAAAAAGCAGAGGACUUUGUGAAAAUUGUACUGCUCGGAGAUAGCCAAGCGGGCAAAUCCAGCCUAUGUCUCUCUUACGACCAUGGCUACUUUCCCCGAUGGUACAUCCCAAGGAAUUUUGAUAUGUGGUUAUUCGAAAUUGUGAUCGCUGGCGAGACUUUCACCCAUGGGCUCUACGACACAUCUAGAGAGGGAGACGAUUACUUUCACCUGCGGCCUCGGAGCUAUCCACACACUGAUGUCUUUCUGAUGUGUUUCUCAGUGGAGUGCCGGUCUUCCUUUGAACGCAUUGAGUCAAGAUGGCUGCCAGAGAUCCGCCACCACAUGCCCACAACUCCCAUCAUUCUUGUGGCCACAAAGAUAGAUCUUCGUGGGAAUUCCCAGCAUAAUUGUAUCACAUUUGACGAAGGCUUGAAAUUGGCUCAGAAACAUAACUUGACAUACACUGAGACGAGUGCAGUCCUUCACAUUAUUGAGAACACGUACGAGUUCCCCUUGUGUGGUGCAGCUCCCUGCAGUUGGUCCUUCUUUCUGAGCUAUGAGGAAGUGGAUGUUUUCCACCUGUACUUCUCUGUUCAGAGCAGGACGUCCCUGGCGAAUGUUGAAACAAGAUGGGUUCCAGAGAUCCGCCAUGCCAUGCCUGACAUUCCAAUCCUCCUGGUGGCAACAAACAUAGAUCCUCCUUGGAGUCCACAUCGCAAGCGUGUGGUUACAUACGAGGAGGGCUUGAAGAUGGCUCAGAAACUCAACUUGGAAUACACUGAGAUGACAGGGCAGCUGAAGGUGAAUGUGAAAGAAUGCCUCCAGAAAGCAGUUUACAUUGGUUAUGAAGCAAAACAAGCAAAGAGGAGGAAGAAAGGUUUCUUUGGUUUCAGGGGAAGAAAGCCCAAGCCCCGCCCACCACCAGAACCUGAAGUACCCCCAGUAGAUGAAGCCCCUCGGAUUGAAAUCCAAACCUCAACCAUCGCAGACGACUUUGGCAAGGCGUUGGAGCAGGCAGCUUUCUCCGAUGUCAUCUUCAUCAUUGAAGGGAAGAGCAUCUUGGCUCACAAAGUGGUGCUGUGUAGUGCCUCCAACUUCUUCUGUUGUGUGUUUGGCCUGGACCCACCAGACCAGGAUACAGCCAGCCAUCCCUCAGUCAUGAACUUUACCUGGGAGGAUAUCAACCAGGGCAAGAUCACUGGUUUAGCUGGUAUCCGUGAUGAAGUGACCCCAGAUGGCAGUCUGCUUGAGAAAGCAAAGACCCGGGUGAUGAUCAGUGCAGACAUCUCUUACCAAACUUUCCAACAUGUCUUGAAGUUUCUGUACACAGGCCUUCCCAGCAUCACAGAUGGGACCAGCACAGAGGACCUGGUGGCUUUACAGAAAGCAUCCAAUACAUUCUCCUUGCCUAUGCUGGACAGCAUCGUCAAGAACCUACAGAAUGAUGGAAAGUUCCUGAAUCCUAGCAUUGGAACCUACCUGAAUGAUCAGACAGGACAGAGGGCCAAGUGGUUGUUCCUGAACAAACAGACACUGUCUGAUAUCCAAUUCAAAGUUGAAGACACAACAGUCUAUGCUCACAAGGUGAUGCUGACAUCUCGGUGUGGGUUUAUGAAUGGAAUGUUCAGCGGAGACUUCACUGAAAGCAGCCAAGAGGAGAUUAGAAUUGAAGACGUGAGUCUGGAGUGUUUCUUGGCCCUCCUGGAGUACCUGUACACUGACCACGCCCCUAUAGAGGAGGGUGAUGCUGUGGGGAUCCUUGUAGCUGCUGAUCGGUAUGGCCAAGAUCGACUGAGAAAUCUCUGUGAGAUGUACAUCACCAAGGGGGUAGAUGUGACAGACAAACAUGUGGAUGUCAUUGGACUGUUGCAUACAGCCCAGAUAUACAAUGCCAGCCAGCUUGCCCAGUGGUGCCUUGAUCUCAUUUCCCGUAACUUUGUGGCCUUCCGGAAGCGGGCGGAGUUUAAGAAGCUGGAGGGGGAGAACCUGAAAUAUGUCACUGAGAACCGCUGGCCUCCUGUGAGCUACCUGGAUGAGCUGGAGAAAUACAAGGCUCAAUGCGGGGAGAAAGUUAAUAGAGUGUAGUACGUGACUUCGCACGCACCCUGUUCGAUUGGAAAGAAGCUGUGGCGUGCUGAUUGUGCAAUCAUGAAUCAGUGCAUAUUUUGUGUACAAAAACAGUCUUGCCCAAACUUUACAUUUGCAUGAUAGUCAAUUUUAUUGAGCAAAGUCUUUUCAUAAUUAGGGGGCACUUUUUGUAUACUUUAGUUUUGUCAUUGAGUACAUAUCUGUAAAAGUUGUGUUGCAAGAGAUAACUUAAGUAGCUGGGUCAGGCCAGUGUAUGUUGUAUCGAUGAUAUGUGGUACGAAUAAUUUCAUAAAAAGGCCGAGUGAAUGGAUUAGAACAAUCAACGUUUUAUUAGUGAAGUUAUUUGUUUUAUAUGUAUGUAUGUGUGUGUGGGAAUAUGCCUCAGAAACUACAGUGGCUCAGAAAUUCUCUCCUUUUCAACAGAAUUUGAGGUUAAUCAUGUCUUCUUAUCUGCUCAGAUCUGUUUUAUGUGCACUUGUCAUGUUUGUGAUGAUGGUUUUGUUGGGCCACUUAUCAGAACAACUGAAAAUGUUUACCACCAUUUCAGACAACACUGCAGUGCACAGCACUAUACAGUUUAUAUGUACAUUAAAUUGAAGAAUUUUGAAUAUGACUAAAAGGGACUCUUGACGUUAAUAAGAGGAAUGCCCUGUUUUAGUUGCCUAUCAACAUGGGUGUAAAUCCUGGGGGAGGGGAUAUAUUCCCCCACACUUUUUGAGGGGGGGGUAAUGGAAUCAUCUCUCCACUCUUGGGGUGAGCACAAAAUUACAGUGGAUUGUGAAGAAUUUUUUGGACUUUUCAACAACUAAAAUGUUUUCGUUAUCACUCAAAAAAGGGAAAACAAUUUGAGAAAGCAAUGAAUACAGCAUUCUGGUGUAAGAUUUGGCAUGAAUGUAAUGGAGUCAAUCCCCGUACCUCCCCCCCUUUCAAAUUUCUGGGCAAGUCAUCCCCCCCGUCUUUACCCAUCCCCUAUCCCCCAAUUUCCAGCACAAAGUUUCGCCACUGCCCAUCGCUGACCCCAUGAUCUAUUGGGCCAGUUUGUAAAAUAUGUGCAUGCAUUGUGUUGUGCAAAUGCACACUGGGUCUUCCAGAAAUACACUGGACGGCAAAAGAAACUUGCCACUUCUGUCAAA